GUGCAAGGGCCAUCCCGUGUCAACAGUCAAUUGAUGUUGGAUGACCUUUUGACCCCGUGCUCACCUGGGGACCCGGGUGCCAUAGAAUUGACCUGGAUGGAUGUGCCUAGCGACAUGCUGCUGGAGCCCAUCGUCUGCAUGGUAAGAAACACACACUCACAGCACAGACAUACUCACUGUGUUCAUUGACAUUCACAUUCACUGCUCACAAACAUGCUGGAGCAUAUGAUGUUUCAACAUACACAUCCUGGCGUUGCACACUGACUCUCACAUUUUGUGUAAUUGCUGAACCAUGCUCAUGCUUUUGUUUGUCUUCUCUGUGUCCCUCUGCCCGCCAGUCUGACAUACUGUGCUCACUAUCCACCACACGGCCCACAGUCAACACUGAGGACUUGUUCAAGGUCAGGAAGUUCACAGAAUACUUUGGACAGGAGGGCUGA
Messenger RNA from Coregonus sp. 'balchen', 440 nucleotides. The record is from the annotation of a GenBank genome assembly. NCBI's taxonomy places the organism in Eukaryota, Metazoa, Chordata, Actinopteri, Salmoniformes, Salmonidae.